AUGCAAGAAGCUAUAGGAUACGCGGGAUCUUUAGAAAGUAAUGGUAUAUCUAUGUUUCGGUAUGCUUAUGCAGGAUAUUGCUUUUUCGUAUUUAACCUCACAAAUAGUCAGGAAGAUAAUGGACCAGAGAUGUUUGAUUUGAUAAAAAAUGGUACAACUAGUAUAAGAAUGACAUUUAAUGAGGCGGUUCCAAGUGGUGGAAUUGUACUAGUGGCCAUGGGUGAAAUUGAUUCUCUGCUUAUGUUAGAUAGAAACAGAACAAUUUCCACAGAUAUUUCAGUAUAA
Messenger RNA from Meloidogyne enterolobii, 285 nucleotides. Lineage: Eukaryota; Metazoa; Nematoda; Chromadorea; Rhabditida; Meloidogynidae. The record is from the annotation of a GenBank genome assembly.